UUUUUUUUAAAAAUGGAGGUUAAAGUGACAGUUUGCGCGUUUUAACAAGUUGUUGAUGUUUUUCUAUACUGCUAUUUUCUCAUUUAAACACCGAACUAAUUAAUAUUUUCUUCAUUUGAGUGACAAAAUUUGCAUGUUUUCAUUGUAUUCAAUUUAUUUCAGUGUUUUAUUAUUGUCUUAAAAACCAAAUAAAACACGUGUCUUCUCCAACCUCAAAGUGAAAAUUCUUUUAUAGCAAAUCAACGUUUUUCUGAAAUACAAAUAUAUAUAAAUAUAAUAAAUUUUUGUUAAAUUCUACAUAUAAAAAUGGAAAAAUAUCAACAUAUUCGAGCAUUCAUCAAUGUUGUUAAUGAUUAUUCUAAACAUCAAAGUGAUGCAGCGGCUUCAGCUCUUCAAAUGAAUCUUGGAGUAAUAAGUGCAUCGAUGGACCUGAGUAUAUUUGAUCCAGGAAGUUGUAUUGCUGCCGAUUUUUACGUCAGUUUACACGAAUUAAUGAAUAUUUUAGGAUCAAAAACUACAUUACUUUGGAGUGCUGUUGAUGUUUUACAAACUGCUUGUCGAAAUACUGCCGCUCGUCAAGCACUUACACACACUUACAAAUUUGCUCCAAUUUUGACCAGACUGCUAGAAGCGCAAAAUUUAACAGCAGAAAAACGAAUAAGAGCACUAAAACUACUUCAGGAAUUAACGUAUGGAAUAAAAAUCUCAUGGCAGGAGACACAUUUACCAUAUUUAAUAACAACAUUAACACAAUGGGUGACACAAUCAACGGAGGAGGAAGUCCUUGCUCUUUCUCUUGGUGUUUUAUCAAAUCUUUGUUAUAAAAAUUUACCAGCCGUUUAUACAUUGCUGCGUACAAUUGAUUCCAAGACAUUUAUUCGUACUUUAUUGAAACAUCAAAGUCACAAUAUUAACACACGUGUUCAAUGUUGUAAAUUAUUAAUAAUUCUCGAGCACAUGAAUACUGAACUUUCAGAGAAAUCAAUUCUUGAUUUUACUCAAGUUACAUUUAAAAGUAUUAUUGAGGCAUUAGAAAAACGUGAUGUUUUAUUAUUGCGACAUGUUGUUGAUUUUUUUGAAGACAUUCGACAAACUGAACAUUCACGUUUAAUUUUAUUGUCAUACACAAACUAUGCAAAAGACGUGACAAAGAUUUUAGAAACUUUAGAAAAUGACUGUGAUCCUGAAUGCGUGGCAUUAAUGAUGGAAUUCCUUCAGUCAUUGGUGAAAUUAAAAAUAACGAAUUUAGUCCGUUUAUAUCCUUCUUGCAUUAAAUGUGCAACUUCUUAUGUUCCUGUGGAACAAGUAUGUUCAAAAGCACUUGCACUAAUAAGAACAAUUGUAAUUGAUUCGCGUCGAACAAAAACGAUAGCCGACGUUUUAUCCGAAUUGGAUCUUUCGAUUUUAAUGUUGAUUGUCAAUUCAUAUGAGGAGCAGAGUUUGGAAUUUAGUUCUGAAACAAUUUCACGACUUAAUGAAUUGAUGCAAUUGCUGCAAGAAAUUGUGAAAAUUGAUAAUUUAAGAUCAAAAGUUUUUCAAGCUUUCACUGAUCAAACAAUGAGAAAAUUGUUAAAAGCAAUUCUUGACGAUGAGGAUCGUGACAUGAAUAUAGAUUGUCCGGAUAAUCUUUCUUCAAAUCAGUCGACGACAUUUUAUGUUCAUGCUUUAGCGUUGACUUCGGAAAUGGCUCAAACGAACUCGGAUUGGUUAACAUUGUAUUCGGAAUUGAUGCGAAAGAAGCAAAUUCAUAUGACAAUGGCAAUGGCUUUAUUCACCGGUGACGAGGAAGUGAAGCAAAAAGUACUUCAAUUGCCGGCGACAGUUUGUUUUCCACAGGAAUGCCUAUCGACAGUUGCUCACUGUAUGGGUGAAUUGGAAUCAUUGGUUCUAGUUCGAGGAGGUACGAAUAAAUCAAUUGAAUCGAAAAAUAAAUAUUCCGGACAAUAUUCGGGUAUUGAAAUGAUGCCAUUUAUGUCACUUCUUCAGGAGCAACGUCUCAAUGUUUGCAUUGAUAAAUUAAAAGAUGCUUACGAUGAAAAUAAAAUUAAUGACGUUACAACUUCCGCAGUUAUUGAACUCUAUGAAUAUAAGCUUGCGGCAAUUCGAAAUGCAGAAAGAUCAAAUCAAGCGAGUUUAGAGGCGGCGAAUAAUCGUGUUACAAGCCUUCAACAUCAAUUAGCGCAAGUUGUUGCCGAAUCAAGAAAAUUGCAUCAAUUACUUUUCCGAUCUCAACAAUCGUUGGAAGGUUUACAAAAAGAAAAAACUAUUUUUACCACAAAAAUCCAAGAAGUGGAGAAAGAAAGUAAACGAGCUUACGCUCUUCACAGUCAGGAGAGCGAAAGUUUGAAGAAAAUAGUUUUCGAAAAGUCUUCGCAAAUAACGAAAUUGGAUUCAGUGGUACGAGAGCAAAAAGAAGAGCUGUCUAAUUGUAAGGAUAAAAUUGAAAACUUUAUGAAAAAAAUUGCAAAACUCGAAAAUGAUUAUGCAACAGUGGACAAAAAAUCACAAGAAUUAAGCUCCAAAAAUCAUGAAAUGUCUAAAUUACUUCAUAAAAUGCAAGAAGGAUUAGCAAAAAAGGAACAGAUAAUUGAGGAGAAAAAUGUAGAAGUAGCGUCACUACAAGAAGACAAAAACGCAUUGAAACAGGAAAUGCAACAGUUAUCAGUUCAAUGUAACAGGUUACAGGCACUCGUCCAAGAAAAAGAGGAAACAAUUCAAAAAUAUAAAUCUGAAUUAACGGACUUUAGUCGAAUGAGAGAUAUGAUCUUUGAAUUGACUGCAAAAAAGAAAGAAGAUUUAAAUACCACGUAAUAUUAAUUUUUUACAAUUUUUUUUUUUUUUAUAAAUUACAAAUAUAUUUUACUUUUAAUCUCUACAAACAUAGAACACUUUUAAUACAAAAAAAACAAGAAAAAAAAAAAAAACGAAAAAAAUAGACCAAAAUUUUUGUUUUUACUAGAAAUUUGUUGAAAACAAAAAUUUUUCGUUUCAUUUUUUAAAUAAAAUAGGUAUAAGAUAACAAAUAAAAAAAAUGCUUUACAUAA
Messenger RNA from Leptopilina boulardi, 3044 nucleotides. RefSeq names its product protein CIP2A. Bases 307 to 2811 code for a protein of 834 amino acids. NCBI's taxonomy places the organism in Eukaryota, Metazoa, Arthropoda, Insecta, Hymenoptera, Figitidae. The record is from RefSeq and is a predicted model, not a curated record. The transcript has 10 exons.